This is a messenger RNA of Fusarium graminearum PH-1, 1131 nucleotides long. RefSeq lists its product as uncharacterized. Bases 1 to 1131 code for a protein of 376 amino acids. NCBI's taxonomy places the organism in Eukaryota, Fungi, Ascomycota, Sordariomycetes, Hypocreales, Nectriaceae. The transcript is spliced from 2 exons. The record is from RefSeq and is a predicted model, not a curated record.
AUGACACAAGUCGCAGGAGGCGUCUGCAUGAUCUGCGCCAUUCAACUCUGGGAACAUUCUCCUUCCUACACACCAACACAUCCAGACAAAAAUACACCCUCGGACUGGAACCCUUUCAAAUGGAGACAAGACCACAUCCUCAUCUCAGGUCCUACCUGGCCAAUAGAGGGAAAGGGGCCUGAAUCUAUCACCAUCCCUGAAGAAAGCACUGCCAUCCAAAAGGCUCGUGUAUACAACCGCGGCCAGGCCACCAUCUCCUCAACUGGUCUUAAAGUCAACAUCCAAAUCGAAAACAUUCCUGAACAGCAUCCAGGCUAUGAUCCAGACGAUGGACCACGCUGGUAUCUUUGCCUCCACGCUGCUUGCGAGACUAUGGCGAGAAAAGCCAUGAAUACGCCCGCGAGCAAGAUCAAAACUGUAACCGAUCUGUGGAUGACGCUUGAUCGACGAUGCGUCCAGGCUUCUGAUAAUGGGACUCUUAUUCCAUUGUGUCUUCCCCAUGUUCCUAACAAUAAACCAGGCGAGCCUAUUGACUUGGGGGUCGGAAGAUAUUACAUCCCAUGGCAAGCUGUUUGUACUGAGGAGUCUAUCCUUGAUGACUGGUCGCAAGAAUGGUGGAAUUAUAACCCUCUCGACAUACCUCACUUGACAGAAGCACUAAUGUCAAAUCUUGAGCUAGUAGAAUCCUCGUCAACUCAUGACCACUUUGCUGCUAGUUUCAACAAUCUACCUCCUGAGAUCGAAGACAUCAUCACUUCUUUUCUGACAGAUGGCAACCCAUCUCUAGAGUGCACUUAUCUCAUGCCCCAAUCCUGGUGGAAGGAAAUUCUGUGUCAGGUUCCCUUCCUAUGGGAUCUCGAGAACGACAUUGUGAAGGCAAAAGAACAAGAAGCUGUAUCUGGUUUAUUCGAGUGGAACUGGGAGAAGCUUGUCAGACAGCUCCUGUCUGAGGUCCCCAUCUUUGUCUCUGACAAUGACGAGGAGAACGAGCUCGAGAAUAUUUGGAGCUACCAGACAGUUGGGCUGACUGUUCCGCUGGGUUUCACCAACAGAAGACGAAUCUGGCAGGUUCUAGUUGACAUGUAUCCCAAUGAUGUGGGAAUGGUUCAUUUUUUGGAUGAGGAAGAUUAA